UGGCCCGUCCCUCCGUCUUCCACUCAUCGGUGCCCAGCGAGCCCACCAUGCACCCUCUGAGCCUUCUCCAUCUCUCGGCCACUCUGGUGCUCCUAAGCCUGCCAGACCACAUCACCUUGGCCAAGAGUCUCCCCACAACCCUCAAGGGCAGCCUGGGAGUGUCACAGCGCCUCAGUCGAUCCCAAAGCCUGCUGCGGGCAGUCAGCGCCUCCCUGCACACGGCCAAACAGACCCUGGUGCAUUACCCCUGCUCUCCUGAAGAGAUCGACCACAUAGACAUCACCAGAGAGAAAACCCACACAGCCAAGGACUGCCUGCCUUUGGAGCCUGCCUUGAAUGGCAGCUGCCUGCCCUCGCCAGCAAAGGACCCUUCGAUAAUGCAGGACCUGUGUCUCCAGAGCAUCUAUAAAGACCUGGAGCUGUAUCAGCUCGAGUUCAGGACUUUGAACGCAAAGCUGCUCAUGGACCCCCAGCAGCAGAUCUCUCUCGAUCAAAACCUACUGAGCUCUAUUGAGGAGCUAAUGAAGACCUUGUUCUUGAACAAAGAGUCUAAGCCACAUCUCCCAGCCAUGGAGGAACCGGAUUUUUAUAGAACCAAAGUCCAGCUCUGCACGCUACUGCAGGCCUUCCGUGUUCGUGCAGUAACCAUCGACAGAAUGAUGUCCUACCUGUCUGCCUAGGGUGUCCCCAAGAUUUCCAAUAGAAACCAAAACCUGGGGAGUUGUAAA
Molecule: messenger RNA, 728 nt
Organism: Suncus etruscus (white-toothed pygmy shrew)
Lineage: Eukaryota; Metazoa; Chordata; Mammalia; Eulipotyphla; Soricidae
Gene: IL12A
Product: interleukin 12A
Exons: 6
Coding region: 48-680 (210 amino acids)
Biological process (GO): immune response
Cellular component (GO): extracellular region
Molecular function (GO): interleukin-12 receptor binding; growth factor activity
Source: RefSeq, a predicted model, not a curated record